Messenger RNA from Cavenderia fasciculata, 726 nucleotides. RefSeq names its product U2 small nuclear ribonucleoprotein B (gene snrpB2). The record is from RefSeq and is a predicted model, not a curated record. Gene Ontology annotation, cellular component: U1 snRNP. Bases 1 to 726 code for a protein of 241 amino acids. Gene Ontology annotation, molecular function: U1 snRNA binding. NCBI's taxonomy places the organism in Eukaryota, Evosea, Eumycetozoa, Acytosteliales, Cavenderiaceae. The transcript is spliced from 4 exons. Gene Ontology annotation, biological process: mRNA splicing, via spliceosome.
AUGACCGAAACAGCUGCAGAUACUGUAAUGGAUGUUAAAGUUGAUCAAACUACCGAAACAACAGAUAUCCUACCAAAUCAAACUAUAUAUGUUAAUAACAUUAAUGAAAAGUUAUCUCAGAAAAAAUUAAAAGAGCAAUUAUAUGGUUUAUUCUCCAAAUAUGGAACGAUAUUAGAAAUUAUAUCAUCUAAAAGACAAAAGAUGAAAGGUCAAGCAUUUAUAGUAUUCCAAGAUAUAACAGCUGCAUCAAAUGCAUUACGUGAAAUGAAUGGAUUCUCUUUCUUUGAUAGAAAUAUUAAUGUACAAUAUAGUAAAAAUAAAUCCGAUGCAGUAAGUAAAUUGGAUGGUACCUAUGUUGAAAAGAAGAGAGAAAGAGAAACGGAACAAGAAAAGAGAAAGGCAAAGAAGCAAGACAACAAAAAAUCGACCAAACAAUCAAAGACCACUUCUACUUCAACUCCAUCUGGCAAUGUUGCUCCACGUGAAGCUCCUCCCAACAGAAUUCUAUUUGUUGAGAAUCUUCCUGAUAAUUGUCAAGAAAUGAUGAUACAAAUGUUGUUCUCUCAAUUCCCUGGAUUCCAAAGUGUAAACAUGACAACAGCAAGAAAGGGUGUUGCUUUUGUAGAAUAUGACGAUGAUAUUAAAUCUGGUUUGGCAAUGUCUCAUUUACAAGGAUUCAAAGUUACUUCUGAUAGACCAAUGGUAAUUUCAUUUGCUGCACAAUAA